This is a messenger RNA of Bathycoccus prasinos, 999 nucleotides long. RefSeq lists its product with no specific name. Gene Ontology annotation, biological process: triglyceride biosynthetic process. The transcript has a single exon. The record is from RefSeq and is a predicted model, not a curated record. Lineage: Eukaryota; Viridiplantae; Chlorophyta; Mamiellophyceae; Mamiellales; Bathycoccaceae. Bases 1 to 999 code for a protein of 332 amino acids. Gene Ontology annotation, molecular function: diacylglycerol O-acyltransferase activity. Gene Ontology annotation, cellular component: endoplasmic reticulum membrane.
AUGCACGUUUGGCUCGGUUUGUUCCACGCAAACGCGAUGAUUGUUUCUGCGCUGAUAUUCAUAGUUAUGAAGGACGUAUCAACUCCUUCGUUUAGGAACGGGUUGAUUAUCACGUACGUAACGAUUUGCUUCCUCCCGAACAAGAAACCGUACCCGAAAUGGGGAUUACGCUUGGCCAAUCACAUCGUCCACGCAGCCAUGCAGUAUUUCCCGUUGAAGAACAAACACGUGAGCGAAGAGAAACAUUUGAAGUUGAUCGCAAACGGGACGCCUAUUUUGAUAGGUUUAGAACCACACGGCGUUUUACCGUUACAAAUGGCCGCGAUUGCGGAUUAUUACUUGUUCGACGGCGCGAUACGGACGGCGAGAGAUCACGAGUGUUUUAAAAAUGAAGAGGAGAGACAGCGGUUGCGGGACGCCUUCGCGGUGUCGAGCGCGUUUGCGAGCUCGAGCAUUUUUUACGUGCCGUUGGUGAGGCAUUUGUGGCCGUGGUUAGGUUUAGAUCCAAUCAGUCGGUACCACGUGAAGAAAGUGUUAUCGAACGGUGGGGUGGCGAUUAUCGUUCCUGGAGGCGUUUCGGAGGUUUUGAAGAUGGAGAAAGAGAGAGAAGUCGUGUACUUGAGAAAACGGUACGGGUUCGUGAAAAUCGCGAUUCAAUCCGGAGCGGCGUUAAUGCCGGCGUACGCGUUCGGGGCGACGAGAACGUACAGUUGGUGGCGACUUGGCCCACCUCUGAUGACGAAAAAGUUAGCCGAGCGAAUCUCAAAGAUUUUAUUGUUCGCGCCGAUCGUAUUCUGGGGACGGUUCUUCGGACCGUGUCCGAGGCGAGGCCGAGUCGUCACCGUAUACGGUCCUCCGAUUGAAGUGAAACAAACGGACGAUCCGACGCAGGAGUACGUGAGAGAGGUUUUAGACAAGUUCAUAGAAGAGUUGGAGAAAGUCUAUCGAGAGAAUCGAGACGAGUUUGGGUAUAAAGGUGUCGAGUUAGUCGUCGAAUAG